This is a messenger RNA of Condylostylus longicornis, 650 nucleotides long. RefSeq lists its product as uncharacterized. Gene Ontology annotation, molecular function: zinc ion binding. The transcript has 4 exons. NCBI's taxonomy places the organism in Eukaryota, Metazoa, Arthropoda, Insecta, Diptera, Dolichopodidae. The record is from RefSeq and is a predicted model, not a curated record. Bases 98 to 640 code for a protein of 180 amino acids.
UUUAUUUUGUUGAAGGAAUAUUUUGAUAGUUACUGUGUUUCAAAUUAGUUUUAAUUUCAUUUUAUAUACGUGAAUUAGAUUAAAAAAGGAACGAAUUAUGGACAGAAAUCCAAUGAGUCCCACAGCUCCUCCACCAUCAUAUGACGAAAUUGUCAAUGACAAGCAAACAUCAGAUUACGCAAAUUGUACCCAGUCGACUGUGAAUAAUGAAUUAAAUCAAAAACAAUUGAAUUCACAAUCAAAUGAGUCGUUGCUGCUAUCAGAUCACAGAUGUGUUAUUGAAUCCCGUUGCGAAUGCGGUAGACGAACACAAAUUUCAUAUCCAUUUCAAUGUGAAAAUCAACAGGCAAGAAAUUCUAUAAGAAAUAAUGAAAGUGAAAUCGUAGGUGUAUUUAAAACUACUCCAGAAAUUAUGAGAUGCCCUUAUUGUAUGAAAAUUAUUGAAACUAAAGUUAUUAAGAAAAUUAACGCUUUUACACAUACAAUUGCACUCAUAUUAUUAGUAUUUGGAUGCUUUUGCUGCAGUUGCAUACCAUAUUUUUUGGAUGGUCUGAAAGAAAUCAAACACUUUUGCCCAGAUUGUAAUGAAUUUCUUGGUGCUUAUAAAAGUUCCUACAGGUGUCAACGUUUUAUUAACUAAAUUUUUAAUA